Oxyura jamaicensis (ruddy duck) is the source of this 2917-nucleotide messenger RNA. It is a transcript of the gene ARGLU1, whose product is annotated as arginine and glutamate rich 1. Lineage: Eukaryota; Metazoa; Chordata; Aves; Anseriformes; Anatidae. The record is from RefSeq and is a predicted model, not a curated record. Gene Ontology annotation, cellular component: nucleoplasm; mitochondrion. Bases 267 to 1097 code for a protein of 276 amino acids. Gene Ontology annotation, molecular function: cadherin binding. The transcript is spliced from 4 exons.
GCGCGGCGCGGUGCAUUGUGGGGCAGGAGGAGAGUCACCGCUCUGCUAAGCGCCGCCAUCUUGUCUGCGACCGGACUUGCUGCCGCUCUCGGGGCCCGCUCCUCGUCCUCGCCGCGCAGAGCGAGGGGACAGAGAGAGGACGAGACGCCCAGCCGGGCGGCGCUGAUGCGCCCGGAGCCUCCCCGUGCCUUCUACGGGCGCUGCUAGUGAAGGGGGCGGGGGUAGUCGGACGGCCGCCGGCGCGGCCUUUCCUCUUCUCGGCCGGGAUGGGCCGGUCUCGCAGCCGCAGCUCGUCCCGCUCCAAGCACACCAAGAGCUCCAAGCACAACAAGAAGAACCGGAGCCGCUCGCGGUCCCGCUCGCGGGAGAAAGAGCGGGCGCGGAAGCGCUCCAAGUCCCGGGAGAGCAAACGCAACCGGCGCCGGGAGUCGCGGUCCCGGUCCCGCUCCAACACGGCCCCCUCCUCCCGCCGCGACCGGGAGCGCGAACGCGAGCGCGCCUCGUCCCCACCGGACCGCAUCGACAUCUUCGGGCGCACGGUGAGCAAGCGCAGCAGCCUGGACGAGAAGCAGAAGCGGGAGGAGGAGGAGAAAAAAGCCGAGUUCGAGCGGCAGCGGAAAAUCCGUCAACAAGAAAUUGAAGAGAAACUCAUAGAGGAAGAAACUGCUCGAAGAGUGGAAGAGCUCGUGGCUAAACGCGUAGAAGAAGAGUUGGAGAAACGAAAGGAUGAGAUUGAGCGAGAGGUUCUCCGCAGGGUGGAAGAGGCUAAGCGCAUCAUGGAAAAACAGUUGCUCGAAGAACUCGAGCGACAGCGACAAGCUGAACUUGCAGCACAAAAAGCCAGAGAGGAAGAAGAGCGUGCAAAGCGUGAGGAACUAGAGCGAAUACUAGAAGAGAAUAAUCGAAAAAUUGCAGAAGCACAAGCUAAACUGGCUGAAGAACAAUUGAAAAUUGUUGAAGAACAAAGAAAGAUUCAUGAGGAGAGGAUGAAACUAGAACAAGAGAGGCAACGUCAGCAAAAGGAAGAGCAAAAAAUUAUCUUGGGCAAAGGAAAGUCUAGGCCAAAACUGUCCUUCUCACUAAAGAGCCAGGAUUAAAUUGCAACUCUGAACUCUUACAAGGAAAAAAAAAAAAAAAAAAGGAAACAAAAAACAACAACAAGAAAAACUUUGUAUGGUAGCUUCAUGUUGAAGUGUUUUUUUUUCUCUCAAUUUUUUUUUUUGUCUUUUUUUGAAAGUCUGGAAAGUUAGCUUGUUCUAAUAGGGGCUGUGCUCUGCAAUUCUUUUUUUUUUUUUUUUUUAACUUCCAUUAAGUUAAACCCUUGUCAGAUCGUUGUUGCCUUUUAGAGGGAAAUCUGUUCUCAUAUGUUUUGUUUCUGUAUUAGUGGUCUGAAAUAUCAGGUCACUAUGAAUUGUGGAUGAUCUGAUAAGGUUUUACUUGACCUACUCAUCAGAGUUUGACUCUGAUAAUUGACAGAACUUUAUACGGGGUAUUGCUGACUAUUUUUUUUUUUAAGUCAGUAAAUACAUGAGUAAAUUGCCAUGGUAUUACUGGACCUCUGUGGCUUAUUGUUAAAUCAGUGUCCUAUGAUACUGUCCCAUUGUUGCGCUUGAUGUUCCUGAUACAGGUAAGGAAAUAGUUUGUCAUUUCUGCUAUGAAUACAUAGAGAGUUCAGUAUUGUCUCUGUUAGAUUUGUUUUUAUUACAUUGACAGCGUUCAACCAGCGUUCCCCAUUGUGUAAAUAAACCAAUUUGCUGAAUAAAGUGAAAGUCUUAAAUUCAUAUGUUUAAGUAAAUUUUUUUUAGUACACUUCUAUAAACAGCUGUGACAAUUCACAUUAUUAAAUUCAAGACUAUAGUGGUAUUUUUUUUAAUUUUGCUUUCAACUAUUGUGGCUUCUCCUACUUUAAAAUGCAAAAUUACAGUAAAAAAUCCCUGAAUUUGUGAAUGUUUUUAAUGGCUGCUGCUGUUUUCAUGAAUGUUGUUUUUUUUUCUUCUGACAGAGACUUAUUUCAGCCGUAGUAUCAUGUUUAAACAGCUGUAUGGCUUACUGCACCCACACCAAUACUUCAGUAUCUAAUAUAAUCCCCUUCAGUUUGCCUCAUAAUACAGUAUGUUGUUAUAAGUGAAGAUAGUUACCAUAUAAUGAAUCUGAUGGAUCCUAAAGGAUUUAAAAAUUAAAUUCCCCCCCAAAAGGAAAACAGAAAGUAAGACUGUUUAAAUGUAUUGUUUUAGCCAGAAAGCAACUGUUACGCAUAUACAAGCUCUUGAAUGUUAUCCACGUGUAUGUACAGGUUUUAUUUUGAAAAAUUAAACUACAGAUUGAAAACUAUAUAUAAAAUCCCCUUAUUGUUUACAGUUCUUUUACCAAAACCUGGAAUACUAUGUCUUGUCCAGUUGUAAAACUUUUUUUCCUGUUGGUAUGCAACAUCUAUGGUAAACAUAGGAUGAACAGUAUCAGUAGUUGCCUGAGCAUUGGAAUGUUGCUGGACAAAGAUGGAAAUAAUUCCUGAUAUUCCCUACGGAUAUGUUUCUGUAGAUUUGGCAAAUUAAAUGUGAGAGCAAGUUGAGUGUGUCACUCACAGCAGUAUAUUCAACAUGUUUUGUAUGAAACCUGGGCCUCGGGGCAGAUUGAUGUGUAUCUCUUUGUCCAGUAUGUCAAGAAAAAAAUGCAAAGACAGUAAAAUACCUACACUAUUACUGUAUUUAAAUUUGUCUCUAUAUAUUGUAUUACAAGAGAAGGUUGAAGGUUGCUUAAUGCAUAAAAACAAAAACUGAAACCAAAUAAAUUGUGUACAUGACCUGUUGGUAGGAACAGGUUGUAUUUAAAGCUCAACUUAUACCUGUAUUUCUAAAACAGAAAACAACCCCUGUUCCCUUAAGAGAAACAAGCUAUUAAAAGUCAAUAAUCAAACAGA